CGUGUUGAAAAGCAGCAGCCUCCCCAUCUUGCUAUUAGCAAAAAUAGCCUGGCGCCUAAAGAUGACUUGGACCUCUCUCUUUUCGCCUGAGGUCUUCUCCAAAUCAAUACUCUUGAGUAGAAUAUUUUUACAUAACCUCUGAAUAUUCAUCAUGGCUCGCGGACCCAAGAAGCAUAUGAAGCGUCUUAACGCUCCCAAGCACUGGAUGCUGGACAAGCUUACCGGCACCUACGCCCCUAAGCCCUCUGCCGGUCCCCACAAGCAGCGCGAGUGCCUGCCUCUGAUCAUCUUCCUGCGUAACCGUCUGAAGUACGCUCUGAACGGCCGCGAGGUCCGCAGCAUUCUCAUGCAGCGCCUGGUUAAGGUUGACGGUAAGGUCCGCACUGACUCGACCUACCCCGCCGGUUUCCUGGACGUCAUCUCCCUCGAGAAGACCGACGAGCACUUCCGUCUUGUCUACGACGUCAAGGGCCGCUUCACCGUCCACCGCAUCAACGCCGAGGAGGCCAAGUUCAAGCUUGGCAAGGUCCGCCGCUGCCAGCUGGGCGCCGGUGCCGUUCCCUUCAUUGUCACCCACGAUGGUCGCACCAUCCGUUACCCCGAUCCCCUGAUCAAGGUUGACGACUCCGUCAAGAUCGAUCUUGAGACCGGCAAGGUUGUUGGCUUCAUCAAGUUCGAGGUCGGCAACGUCGCCAUGAUCACCGGUGGCCGUAACAUGGGUCGCGUUGGUAUCAUUACCCACCGCGAGCGUCACCUCGGUGGCUUCGACAUUGUCCACGUUAAGGACACCAAGGAGCGCUCGUUCGCCACCCGCCAGUCCAACGUCUUCGUUAUUGGCGAUGGCAACAAGCCCUGGGUGUCUCUGCCCAAGGACAAGGGAAUCAAGCUCACCAUUGCUGAGGAGCGUGAUGCCCGCCGGGAGAAGGCUGCCGCUGAGGCCUCUGCCUAAAGCUCGUAUACUAUCGGAGAGGAGGGUUUAAAAGAGGGCGCGGCUUUCGUCUUUUUUUGCCUCUAGAUGUCGUUCUCGCUCUUUUUUCCCCUUUGAAUUGAUUUUAAAAAGCAAUUUAAUCGCAUAAAAUAAGGCACUUUUGCUGUGUAUAUGUUUGUGCUGUUGAUUCUUGUGCUGCUAUGCUUAUUGAGUGGAUGAU
Molecule: messenger RNA, 1148 nt
Organism: Kickxella alabastrina
Lineage: Eukaryota; Fungi; Kickxellomycota; Kickxellomycetes; Kickxellales; Kickxellaceae
Product: ribosomal protein S4
Exons: 2
Coding region: 152-949 (265 amino acids)
Biological process (GO): translation
Cellular component (GO): ribosome; cytosolic small ribosomal subunit
Molecular function (GO): RNA binding; structural constituent of ribosome
Source: RefSeq, a predicted model, not a curated record